Messenger RNA from Mycetomoellerius zeteki, 3033 nucleotides. RefSeq names its product kinesin-like protein KIF18A. NCBI's taxonomy places the organism in Eukaryota, Metazoa, Arthropoda, Insecta, Hymenoptera, Formicidae. Gene Ontology annotation, biological process: microtubule-based movement. Gene Ontology annotation, molecular function: microtubule motor activity; ATP binding; microtubule binding. The transcript has 2 exons. Bases 345 to 2930 code for a protein of 861 amino acids. The record is from RefSeq and is a predicted model, not a curated record.
AAUUCAAAACUCAACGUAACGCCAAACGGUUCUCCGUGUUCCUCGGUGACGAGUGUUUAUUCGUUGGCUCCGGGUUGAUUUUGACGGUUCUCUUCCACUUUUGCGACGAAAGAAACUUGCCUCCGACUCGAGCGAGUUCAACGCACGUCGAGUAACGGUGUUGUGUAGAUUAAUUAACAGUAGACGAAACGCCCGAAAGUUUCCGAGACAGUGGCGUCGAGCGAUGUCACGAUGUGAGAAGAGCAACGUGAGCGACGUCCGUUCCUUUGCUCUCUGAAAUUAUGCGCUAUGAUACUGUGAGGAUCGCGAAUUAGUCAAACUCGAGCGGUCGUAGUCUACUAACGAUGGUUUUCAACAAGAAAGAUCUAGGCAAGGCGUUCUCGCCAUCUAAAGCGAAGAAAGUGGGACUCAAGAGGAAGUUGUCGGCCAGCGGAUCGGUCAAGCCGAGCACAAGCAGUUCCACGAUAAAAACAGAGGAUAUCUCCGAAAUAUCAAUUAAGGUGAUCGUGCGAGUUCGUCCGCCCAAUGAACGCGAGCUGCAGGAUAACAGCAGAACGAUUAUCGAGGUUGUCGAUGACAAAAUGUUAAUCUUUGACCCGAAGGAACAAGAGACGCCCUUCUUCUUCCACAACGUGGCGCAGAAGGGUAGGGACAUGCUGAAGAAACAGAACAAGCAACUACAAUUUAUCUUUGACAGGGUCUUUGAUUCGACAUCCACCAAUACCAACGUGUUCGAGGGAAGCACCAAGAGGUUGAUCAACAGCCUCCUGGACGGCUACAAUUGCUCCGUAUUUGCCUAUGGUGCCACCGGUGCUGGAAAAACUCAUACUAUGCUGGGUAAUAGGGAAGACCCUGGUAUUACGUAUCAUACUGUGGCAGAACUCUUCUCAGAGAUUGAGAAUCAGAGCAAACAUCGCGAAUUUGCCUUGGGUGUGUCUUAUCUGGAAAUAUAUAACGAGAACGUACAAGAUUUGUUGCACAAGUCAGGCCAAUUGCACCUGAGGGAAGAUGGUAGAUGUGGAGUCGUAGUCGCUGGGUUAGAACCUAUUGCUAUCCAAAAUGCUGAGGAAUUGCUGUCACUGUUGGCAGAGGGUAAUAAGAAUCGUACUCAGCAUCCAACGGAUGCUAACAAGGAAAGCAGUAGAAGUCAUGCAGUUUUUCAAGUGUACAUCAAGAUAAUCAACAAGCUAGACAGUCAGGUGCAGCGAGUCAAACUGUCCAUGAUCGAUUUGGCAGGAUCUGAAAGAGCUUCGGCUACCGGAUGCAAAGGUGUGAGGUUUAAGGAAGGCGCUAACAUCAAUAAAUCCUUAUUGGCUCUUGGGAAUUGUAUAAAUAAUCUAGCAGAUGGUAUAAAGUAUAUUCCAUAUAGAGACUCUAAACUUACGAGGCUAUUAAAGGAUUCACUCGGCGGUAAUUGCCACACUGUUAUGAUAGCUAAUAUCGCCCCUGGUAGCAUUACUUAUGAAGAUACACAUAAUACUUUAAGAUACGCGAAUCGAGCAAAGAAAAUCAAAUCGAAUGCUAAGAAGAAUGUAUCUUGCGAAACACACGUUGCUGGCUAUAUCAAGAUAGUGGAAGAACAGAAGAAGGAAAUAGAUAUUCUGAAAUCGAAAUUGGCAGCUUAUGAGAAUGGAACACCGCAACCAGUGAUUGAGAACAAACCAAAUGUCGACAUGUUGGACGCGUACAACAAACUGAUAAAAUUACAUGAGAAGAAGAAGGAUCUGAUAGAGAAGAUACUGAGUUUGGAGAGCGCCGAUAAGAUUUUGUCUUGCAGGAUACUCUAUAAGAAAGACGCGGAUGAGAGACUGCACAAUCUAACGGCAGCCAGCGAUAUCUUGUCACAGGAAGAACAAAACGCUAGCGGAAAGUUGCGCAUUAAUAAAUCUUUACAACAUUUCCAGCGGCAGAGAGAGGCCCUUAAAGCGCAAACGGAAGAGACAUGGCAGGAACUAUGUUCGAUCGAAACAGAAAUACAAGAGACAAAAGCUAAGCCUCUCGAUGAGAAUCUGCAGAGUAAACUGUCUUUGGAAAUUUUCAAGAUUGAGAAAUGUUGGAUUUCCAGUAUGCAACAGCACAUGAAGAAACUCAGCAGUGUCCUGCAAAGCGAGAGGCAAUCGAUUAACACGAUAACGAAGAGUAUGAGUAAUAUAUUACAGAAUUACUAUAAUAUGGUGAAAGGCUUCGGUACAAUGACCGAAAAAAUGCAACAAGAAUUUAAGGAAUUAAUAAAGUUGCUCGAAGGUUUUCGAAAUAUCAAAUGGUCUGAUACGGACGAGGCAAACAAAGUGGACGAUUUCAAUAUGUUUAAAUGUUUGAGUACAGGUGGAAUAGACCCAUUAAAUAAUCCAAUGCCAGCAAUCGCAGAGAUGGACGAUGAGGGACAAAACAAUACGAAUAUUUUGAAUUGUACCUUCGAUGCUGCUACGGGUGAGAAUAAUAUCGACAGCAAUAUUUGUAAUUUAAGUAACGGAAGUAAUUUAAGCAAUGGAAGUCACGAAAAUAAAUUCUUGUCGAAAGACGAAUCUAUGCAAGCAUCUCCACGAGAAAGAACUGUUGCGAAGAACAUAAUCAGGAAACGUGCAUUAUCUGACAAAAACAGUGAAAACAGUAGUACUCCCUCCAAGCAGACGAAAAAGCUAAUAACGAAUAACAAAGUACAGAAUACUGGUCGAGAUAAGGAGAACAAACAGCAGAGGCCUAUACAAAUGAGUGCAAAAAGUGUCGCUAUUCUAAAUAAAUUAAAGAGCGAUACAACUACUUUGUCAUCUCUUUCCCGACAUAACAAUACCGAGGAAAAGACAGACGUGGCGUUUAAGGCGAUACGUAAUAAAGAGAGGCGUGGCCUUAUGACAACCCAUCCGUAUCAAAAGCCAACUAUUGGGAAAAAAUCCAUUCCUGCUCCACCAUCUACUAGAGUUCCAUGGUAAAUAUUAGACAAAAAUUUGAUACCUGGACGCAAGAUUGAAGAGAUGAUGAUCUUACAAAUAUUGCGUUAAGUAAUAAGACUUUCAAGAAGACUUUUACAUAGAU